CAUGCAGGAGAACGAUGAGAAUGUGACCUCGCUGGGUGAUGAGCGUGGGAGUGAGAACAAGGAGGAGAAUCAACAGCAGGAAGCUCCUGGGAAAGUGGAACCACUGGGGACGUUUCUGAGAAGAGCUGAAGGGAGUUUUUCCCAGUGCUUGAAACAGGGAAAAGCCUGGGGAAAUCAGGGCAAGGCAGGGAGGCAGCUGGAACACCAUCCGAGGAAGAAACCGGAUGAAUCCAUUCUAUGCAUGGAUCCCAAGGAAACCACAGCUCCGCAGAUAAAUCACAAGGAAGAAAAACCCUACAAAUGUCUUGACUGUGGGAAAAGAUUCAGUGUGAGAACAAGCCUGACUAUGCAUUGGAAAAUCCAUACAGGAGAUAAACCCUAUAAAUGUUUGGACUGCGGGAAAAGUUUCUAUCAGAGUUCACACCUUAUUACACAUCAAAGACUGCACCUGGGAGAAAGACCCUAUAGAUGCCUUGAGUGUGGGAAAAGUUUUAAUGAAAGUUCAUCUCUUAGUAAACAUGGGAGAAUCCACACAGGAGAAAGACCCUAUAAAUGCCUUGAGUGUGGGAAAAGAUUCAAUUUCAAAUCAGCCCUUAAUGUGCACCAAAGAACCCACACGGGAGAGAAACCCUAUACAUGCUUGGAAUGUGGGAAAAGCUUUCGUAAGAGGUCGUCCCUUAUGACACACCAGAGACUGCACACAGGAGAGAGACCCUAUAAAUGCCUGGAGUGUGGGAAAGAUUUUAGUGAGCGAUCAGCCCUUAUUACACACAAGAGAACCCACACAGGAGAGAAACCCUAUAAAUGCUUGGACUGUGGGAAAAGCUUCAGUCAGAGGUCACAUCUUAUUAACCAUGGGAGAAUCCACACGGGAGAGAAACCUUAUACAUGCUUGGAAUGCGAGAAAAGCUUUCGUCAGAAAUCAUCCCUUAUUACACACCAGAGACUGCACACAGGAGAGAGACCCUAUAAAUGCCUUGAGUGUGGGAAAGGAUUCAAUGAGCGAUCAGCCCUUCUUACACACGAGAGAACCCACAUGGGAGAGAAACCCUGUAAGUGCCUUGACUGUGGGAAAAGCUUCAUUCAGCCAUCCAGCCUUAUGACGCAUCAGAGAAUGCACACAGGUGACAAACCCCAUAAAUGCUUGGAGUGUGGGAAAAGCUUCAGUCACAACUCAUACCUUGCUAGACAUCGGAGAAUCCAUACGGGAGAAAGACCAUAUAAAUGCUUGGAUUGUGGGAAAAACUUCAGCCACAAAUCAAACCUUACUAGACAUCAGACAAUCCACCUGGGAGGAAAGACCAUAUAAAUGCCUAGACGGUGGGAAAAGUUUAAUUUAGACAUCAACAUUUGUUACACACCAGAGAAUACUCACUGGACCGAGACCCCAGAAGUGCUUGGACUGUGGGAAAAGUUUCAUUCAGAUCUCACACCUUACUAGAGAAUUCAGGGCCGUCCUUAGGCAUACACAGCAUACGCGGCUGCGUAGGGCACACGAAAAUUUGAGGCACCCCUGGGUCUUAGUGUCCCCCCUCCCGUCUCUUCCUAUCCCAGUUCUGACCCUUCCGCAGGCUCCUACCAUAGCUGGUGAGUCUUCCUCCGGAGGGGAUCUAGUAACUUAAAAGUGAAAAAGCCUUCAGCCUGCCAGACCAAUUAGCACAACAUUGAAGCUGUUAAAGAGCCAUUCGAGUGGUAACGAAGCCAUUUCACAGGCACUUGCCAACCCCCAGGGAUAUACUGUCAGUUUCUGAAUUUACUGACAAAACCAGCUGUGCAUUACUGUCAUAUUUACUCAGAACAUGUUAG
Molecule: messenger RNA, 1806 nt
Organism: Terrapene triunguis (Three-toed box turtle)
Lineage: Eukaryota; Metazoa; Chordata; Testudines; Emydidae
Product: zinc finger protein 501-like
Exons: 2
Coding region: 2-1309 (435 amino acids)
Biological process (GO): regulation of transcription by RNA polymerase II
Molecular function (GO): RNA polymerase II cis-regulatory region sequence-specific DNA binding; DNA-binding transcription factor activity
Source: RefSeq, a predicted model, not a curated record